Nerophis ophidion (straightnose pipefish) is the source of this 5854-nucleotide messenger RNA. RefSeq names its product polyamine-transporting ATPase 13A3-like. Gene Ontology annotation, molecular function: polyamine transmembrane transporter activity; ATP hydrolysis activity; P-type transmembrane transporter activity. Gene Ontology annotation, biological process: polyamine transmembrane transport; intracellular calcium ion homeostasis. The transcript has 32 exons. Lineage: Eukaryota; Metazoa; Chordata; Actinopteri; Syngnathiformes; Syngnathidae. The record is from RefSeq and is a predicted model, not a curated record. Gene Ontology annotation, cellular component: late endosome membrane. The coding region runs from base 181 to 3810 and encodes 1209 amino acids.
AGGAAGUUGCACACAGCGCCUUUAUCAAAGAACAGCUGUUAGGGAGCUGGGCCAAAACAAAUUAGACUGUGAAAUGUAAUAAACUUGUCACCUCUGCAGGUUUGAUUCCACACCUUUGAAGCAGCAAGUACGACCGAGCUCAGAGAAGAGAGCAGGGACAAAGGUCCAUUUUUUGUCAGCAUGAAGAUCCGAGAAGGAACGAUCAUAAAUCAGGGGCAGCAGGAUGAGAUGGAGGUGUGGGGGUACCGACCCUGUUUGUGGAAAGUCAUCCUGGUGGGUGUUGGUGCCGUUUGCUCUGGUGGUCUCCUGCUGCUGCUGCUGUACUGGGUGCCUGAGUGGGGGGUCAAAGCCACCUGCACACCCACCUCACUGAAGGAGGCAAGCAGACUGCUUCUUAGGACCACGGAUGACUUUAGGCAGUGGUUUCGUGCCAAAGUACAUGUGAUAUGGGCUCCAGGGAAGACGCCUUUUGAUAGUCUGGAUCCGAUGUCCACAGCUCAGUUACGUGAUGGAGAUGAACACCCCAGCCUCAAGGAGAAUUAUGAGAAAUUCACUCAGAGAGAAUCUUUUAAGGUUCGGUCCUUCAACCACCACAGCAUCCAAUACUUCUGGAAUGAAGGGACACAUAACUUUGAACCAUACAAGGGCUUGGAGGAUACAAACGCGAGCUGUGCAGACAUUCACAGCAACCAUAGUUCUGGACUCACUAAAACCCUGCAGGACUACAGAGCUUUGUUUUUUGGCAAGAAUGAGAUUGACGUAAAAGUGCCGCCUUUACUCGAGAUCUUUAUGAAAGAGGUCAUGAAUCCGUUUUACAUCAUCCAGAUCGGCAGUUUUAUUCUGUGGACCUAUCAAGGCUACUACGAUUAUGCCUUUCUAAUUCUUACUAUGGCUAUUGUGUUAAUAGCCACCUCUCUGUACACCAUUAGAAAGAAUUAUAAGAGACUGCGUGACAUGGUGAUGGAGCACUCUAUGGUACAGGUUUCAGUGUGGCGAGGAAAUACAGACAUUGAACAGAUCAUGUCGACAGAUCUGGUGCCAGGUGACGUCAUCAAUAUUCCAGCAAACGGGAUGAUCAUGGCCUGUGACGCAGCGCUGAUGUGUGGCACCUGCACUGUUUCCGAAAGCAUGUUGACAGGGGAGAGUGUUCCAGUGACUAAGAGCAGUGUGCCAAGUUCAGAAAGGAUCUACGAUACAGAGGAAGACAAGCAACACACCCUCUUCUGCGGCACACAUGUUAUCCAGAGUCGUGCUGACAAACAGGUGAAGGCGGUUGUGGUCAGAACAGGUUUUAAUACCGUAAAGGGCCAGCUUGUGCGUGGCAUUCUGUACCCUAAACCCACCGACUUCAAACUGCAUCGCGACGCUAAGCAUUUCACGAUGGUGAUGGGGGUGGUGGCGGUGAUUGACUUCAUCUACGUCAUCGUUAUUGAUGUCAUAAACAAGGUUUCUAUUGAGGCCAUCAUCACUGAUUCUUUGAAUCUCGUAGCAGUCUGCAUUCCUCCAAUGUUACCUGUGACUCUGACCGUUGGGCUCGUGAACGCUCAGCGGCGCAUGAAGAAAACUGGCAUCUUUUGCAUCAGUCCACAGAGAAUUAACAUCUCUGGUCUGCUGAACCUGGUCUGCUUUGACAAGACGGGCACUUUGACCGAAGACAGUUUGCACCUGUGGGGUAUUCAGAGAGCUGAAGUUGGCACUUUUUCCCCCCCAGAGACUGAGGUAGCUACAGAGAGUCUAACGAAGACGUCGUUUGUCGCCGGCAUGGCUACCUGCCACUCACUGAUCAGCAUAAAGGACAAACUCUGUGGAGACCCUAUAGACCUCAACGUAUUCAGUGCCACUGGUUGGAUCCUCGAGGAGCCAAGAGAAGAACAGACUGCACUUUACGAUGUUCACAUUUCCACGAUAGUCCGACACCCGCAGCAAUGGGGGGAGUUUGGCAUCGUGCGUCAGCUUCCCUUCUCCUCAGCGCUGCAGAGGAUGAGUGUGGUGGUCAGACAACUGGGACAAAAACACUUUGACAUCUACCUGAAAGGAGCCCCAGAGACUGUGGUUAACCUCUGCAAGCCGCACACAGUCCCUCAGAGUUUCACAGACACGUUGGAGACUUACACCCGGCAGGGUUUCAGGGUUAUAGCCCUGGCGCAUCACCAACUGGAGUCCAAACUCUCGUGGCAAGAAGUCCAAAAUCUCAGUCGAGAGCAGUUAGAGACCAACAUGGACUUCCUAGGCUUGAUCGUCAUGCAGAACAAAAUCAAAGAACAGACUGCUGGGGUGUUGCUUGACUUGCGACAAGCCAAUAUUCGGACUUUGAUGGUCACAGGUGACAACAUGUCGACAGCAAUAUCGGUGGCUCGAGACUGUGGGAUGGUUCAAGCCCACGAGGACAUUAUUAUUGCUGAUGCUGUGCCUCCAAACGAGGAGAACCCUGCGAGUAUCACAUGGCGCUACUCUGACAACCAUGUUGUGAACAACAAUCAGACUGCUGAGGUCAGCUUUGCUGGGGAUGGGUUGAAGGACAAGGAGAAGGAGCCAGGCUAUCACUUUGCUGUAAGCGGCCAAGCCUUCGCUGUCAUCAAACAACACUUUCCAGAACUUUCCCAGAAGUUCCUCCUGAGAGCCACUGUGUUCGCCCGCAUGACCCCAGACCUGAAGACUCAGCUGGUGGAAGUCCUUCAAAACAUCGAUUACAUGGUGGGGAUGUGUGGAGAUGGCGCUAAUGACUGUGGGGCCCUGAAGAAAGCGCACAGUGGAAUCUCUCUGUCUGAACUCGAGGCCUCGGUGGCUUCUCCCUUCACGUCGUCCAUCCCGAACAUCUCCUGCGUAACCACCCUCAUUAGGGAGGGCCGUGCGGCUCUUAUCACAUCCUUCUCUCUGUUCAAAUUCGUGGCCCUCUUCAGCAUCAUCCAGUUCUGCAGUGUCAAUCUUCUCAUCUCAAUUCCCAGCUGGUUUGGAAACCUUCAGUUUGUGUUUAUCGACUACGGCAUUUGUUUAUUCCUUCCCUUCACAAUGAGUCUGAACCCCGCGUGGAAGAAACUGGUGCGACGUACCCCGCCAUCCAGUUUGAUCACCGCCCAGAUGCUCUUCUCACUUUUGUCUCAGGUCUUCAACGUCGCGCUCUUCCAGUUCGGGGCCUUUUUCCUAGUACGACAACAGAGUUGGUAUCAUACGCUUAACCCAAAGGUCUGCAAUGAGUCCAGUGUCAGUGAGCACAGCCCCAACACCACUGAAGAAGAUUUGGACGAGUUCAACUCCAAGAUCUUUGAAGGCACCACCCUCUUCUAUGUCUCUGUCUUCCAGUACUUGACUGUUGCCAUUGUCUUCUGCAAAGGAAAGCCUUUCAGACGGCCAAGCUAUGAAAACAGGCCGUUUGUUUUGUCCUGCUUUGUUUUGUCUGCUUUUUUCUUGAUCAUCAUGCUGUUUCCCUUUCCCGCCGUGGACUACCAACUGAUGAUCUCUUGUAUUCCCUACGAAUGGCGCAUUACAAUCCUCAUCAUGGCUGUGGGACAUGUUGUUGUCUCUGUCACGCUGGAGAUUUUGAUCCAUGACAAUUUAUGGAGGAUUGUUAAAGCCAAACUAAGUGCAAAGCGCACCACCACAACACCCCCUGCUGACACCGAACAGACGGUGAGUGCAUGUAGUUGUGUCUCGGCCUUCCUCUCCUGGAUCAACUGUCGGAAAAACCGUCCCCCGAAGAGUAAAUACAAGCGUCUGGCUCUGGACCUGCAGGAGCAGGCUGACUGGCCUCCCGCACCUUCCACCAUCACCUAUGCCAGCAUGACUCAGCCUCUCUUCUCGGUCCCAUUUUAGAGCCAAACAUGUGUAAACAUCGAUAAAAACGAUGCAUCCUGAACAGGGACGUGCACAUACUUAUAGAGGGGCAGGGGCUCAAAGUCAGAAAAGGGCAGGAUUUUUUUUUUUUGGUCCUUCACACAAUAUGGAAAUGAAUGUAAAAUUAAAUUUGCUAAUAGGAAGCUGACUACUUAGCUGUGUGUCCUUUGUAGGUAAAAGUGAUUGCCAUUUCUUUUGUGUCAACAAAUUAUUGUCAUAAUGAGUUAAAGGGGAACAUUAUCACAAUUUCAAAAGGGUUAAAACCAAUAAAAAUCAGUUCCCAGUGGCUUAUUUUAUUUUUCGAAGUUAUUUUCAAAAUUUUACCCGUCCUGGAAUAUCCCUAAAAAAAGCUUUAAAGUGCCUGAUUUUCGCUAUCUUCGAAGCCACUGUCCAUUUUCCUGUGACGUCAUCCAGUGCUGCCAAUACAAACAAACAAUGGCGAAUAGCACAGCAAGAUAUAGCGACAUUAGCUCGGAUUCAGACUCGGAUUUCAGCGGCUUAAGCGAUUCAACAUAUUACGCAUGUGUUGAAACGGAUAGUUGGAGUAUGGAGGCAGAUAGCGAAAACGAAAUUGAAUAAGAAACUGAAGCUACUGAGCGAAUAGCUAUUAACGCUAUUCGGCCAUGUUUACCUUAGCAUCGCCGGUAAAAUGUACAGACCAACGAUUGGAAGUUUCGCAUCUUGUGACACUGGAUCAACUUAAAUCCGUUGAUUGGUAAGUGUUUGUUUGGCAUUAAAUGUGGGUGGAGGGAAACGCUGGAUGUAAAUAUAGUUUCAAAUGUACAUACAGCUAGCCUAAAUAGCAUGUUAGCAUUGAUUAGCUGGCAGUCUUCCCGCGACCAAAUAUGUCUGAUUAGCAUAUAAAUCAACAACAUCAACAAAACUCACCUUUGUGAUUUCUUUGACUUUAUCGUUGCAAAUGCAUCUGCAGGUUAUCCAUACAUCUCUGUGCCAUGUCUGCCUUAGCAUCGCCGGUAAAAUGUGCAGACACUCAAAUUCAAUGGGGGCCUGGCGGCAGAUUUCUUGCCACUUUCGCAUCUUCGGGCCAGUGGUGCAACUUGAAUCCCUCCCUGUUAGUGUUGUUACACCCUCCGACAACACACCGACGAGGCAUGAUGUCUCCAAGGUUCCAGAAAAUAGUCGAAAAAACGGAAAAUAACAGAGUUGAGACGCGGCGUUUGUAAUGUGUUUGAGAAAAUGAAAAUGGCGGCUUUUUUACCUAGGUGACGUCACGUACUGACGUCAUCGCUCCAAGAAGGCUAAACAGAAAGGCGUUUAAUUCGCCAAAAUUCACCCAUUUAGAGUUUGUAAAUCGGUUAAAAAAAUAUAUGGUCUUUUUUCUACAACACCAAGGUAUAUAUUGACCCUUACAUAGGUCUGGUGAUAAUGUUCCCCUUUAAGGGGCCGUGGAAGAGUGGCCGUGCGCAACCCGAGGGUCCCUGGUUCAAUCCCCACCUAGUACCAACCUCGUCACGUCCGUUGUGUCCUGAGCAAGACACUUCCCCCUUGCUCCUGAUGGGUGCUGGUUAGCGCCUUGCAUGGCAGCUCCCUCCAUCAGUGUGUGUGAAUGGGUGAAUGUGGAAGUAGGGUCAAAGCGCUUUGAGUACCUUGAAGGUAGAAAAGCGCUAUACAAAUACAACCCAUUUAUCAUUUAUUUAUUUAUUUAAAAUACUAGCUCAUAGAGGUGGCGGCAUAAUAAUAAUAAUAAUAAAGAAUAACAAUAAAACCUUAGAAAUUCAAUAGGGUCGUCCGUCCCAUAGGGACAUCGGUCCCUAAUAAAGAUUUCUACACAUAGAAGUAAUCAUCAACUUAAAGUGCCCUCUUUGGGGAUUGUACUAGAGAUCCAUUUGGAUUCAUGAACUUAAUUCUAAACAUUUCUCCACAAAAAAAAGAAAUCUUUAACAUCAAUAUUUAUGGAACAUGUCCACAAAAAAUCUAGCUGUCAACACUGAAUAUUGCAUUGUUGCAUUUCUUUUCACAGAACUUACAUUCAUAUUUUUUUUAAGUAUUAUUCAAUAAAUAU